UCUUAACGGAAACCUGCGAUCCUUCGCAGCCAGCCUCCACCUUCCUCUUGCCAUUUUGAUCUGUUUGGUUCCCGAGAAUUUGAAUUUGCAGAGCCGAGAAAGACCACCACAGAGAUGGCUUCGCAGCUCAAGAAUGUCGGGAUUCUUGCAGUCGAAAUCUACUUUCCUCCUACUUGUGUCCAGCAGGAAGCCUUGGAGGCCCACGAUGGGGCAAGUAAAGGGAAAUACACUAUUGGACUCGGACAAGAUUGCAUGGCAUUUUGUACAGAGGUCGAAGAUGUCAUCUCCAUGAGCUUGACAGCUGUUACUUCCCUCCUCGGGAAGUAUGGAAUUGAUCCAAAGCAAAUUGGUCGGCUUGAAGUGGGCAGUGAGACUGUCAUAGACAAGAGCAAGUCCAUUAAGACUUUCCUGAUGCAAAUCUUUGAGGAAAGUGGAAAUACUGACAUUGAAGGUGUUGACUCAACCAAUGCUUGCUAUGGGGGAACUGCAGCUUUAUUCAAUUGUGUCAAUUGGAUAGAGAGCAGUUCGUGGGAUGGACGCUAUGGGCUUGUGGUCUGCACAGAUAGUGCGGUAUAUGCAGAGGGACCAGCUCGCCCCACUGGAGGAGCAGCUGCUAUUGCCAUGCUUAUAGGGCCUGAUGCUCCAAUAGCAUUUGAAAGCAAACUCAGGGCUAGCCAUAUGUCUCAUGCCUAUGAUUUUUACAAACCCAACCUUGCAAGUGAAUACCCGGUCGUUGAUGGAAAGCUCUCACAAACUUGCUAUCUCAUGGCGCUUGAUUCUUGUUACAAACGUUUUUGCCACAAGUAUGAAAAAUUGGAAGGUAAGCAAUUUUCAGUCAUUGAUGCUGAUUAUUUUGUGUUUCAUUCGCCAUAUAACAAGCUUGUUCAGAAGAGCUUUGCUCGAUUACUAUUCAAUGAUUUCUUGAGGAAUGCAAGCUCUAUUGAUGAGGCUGCGAAGGAAAAACUAGAACCAUUUUCAACUCUAACUGGGGAUGAAAGCUACCAAAGCCGUGAUCUUGAGAAGGCAACCCAGCAAGUCGCAAAGCCUUUUUAUGAUGCCAAGGUGCAACCGGGCACGUUGUUACCCAAGCAAGUUGGUAAUAUGUAUACAGCAUCUCUGUAUGCGGCAUUCGCAUCUCUUAUUCACAAUAGGGAUAGCUCAUUGGUAGGUCAGCGGGUUGUGAUGUUCUCAUAUGGCAGUGGUUUAACUGCCACUAUGUUUUCCUUCCGAAUUCGUGAUGGUCAACAUCCUUUCAGCUUGUCAAACAUCGUAAACGUGAUGAACGUGGAUACGAAGUUAAAGUUGAGGCACGAGUUCCAUCCGGAAAAAUUUGUCGAAAUCAUGAAGCUAAUGGAGCACAGGUAUGGGGCCAAGGACUUUGUGACCAGCAAAGAUUGUGGCCUUUUAUCUCCAGGCACCUACUAUCUCACCGAAGUUGACUCCAUGUACCGACGAUUCUAUGCAAAGAAGUCAGGGGCCAACACUAGCAGUAGCCAGGAAAAUGGAUCAGUGGCUAAUGGGCACUAGAUUAGGGGGGUAUGCAUUUACAGAAUGGUGUUCCAGAAGUUGGUUCAGCUGUUCUUUAGACUAUGCCUAUGCCAUGAGCAGCACAUCAGGUACUCAGUCAGAAGUCACCAUUGCCUCCAUAAGAUAAAAAGUGUUUGUUCCAUGCGUGUAGGCGUAGGUAUUGCUAAUAUAUAUAUAUAUAUAUAUAUGGUUUGUCCAGCAGAAAGUGUCAGUUUCUUUGUCAUAUGUAAUCCCUCCCAUCUCUGUGCUAAUCGGAUUUAAAUUUAUGUCAGAUUGUAACCAUUCUCAAUGUUUUCUAGUUUCUACUUCUGAGGAUGAAUAUUUCAUUCUGAUUAUUAAUCAAAACUGAUUCAGUCGUCA
Diospyros lotus (date-plum) is the source of this 1887-nucleotide messenger RNA. Its product is annotated as hydroxymethylglutaryl-CoA synthase. The transcript is spliced from 12 exons. Gene Ontology annotation, biological process: acetyl-CoA metabolic process. Bases 115 to 1527 code for a protein of 470 amino acids. Gene Ontology annotation, molecular function: hydroxymethylglutaryl-CoA synthase activity. The record is from RefSeq and is a predicted model, not a curated record. Lineage: Eukaryota; Viridiplantae; Streptophyta; Magnoliopsida; Ericales; Ebenaceae.